AUGUCUUGCCCAACUAUCACUCAAUCCACUUUCUGUCAUAACAACAACAACAACACCAACAGUACUAACAGCACCAACAGUACAGUUUGUCACUGUCAUAAUAAAACGCCAAUGUACAAGCGCUUGGCUCAACGGAUCACAGGUCCUAAAGCUGAUCCACGCACAACUGCUAUUUCUUCAGAUGUGAUUCUUGCAAUUCUUGCCAAGUUUGUUCCUCCUAUUCCUGUUUACAUUAAGCGUGGUGUAUCUGCCGAUUUGGCCAUCAACGUUGCUUUGACAGUUCUUGGUGGGUUCCCUGGUAUUGUCCAUGCAUGGUACCUGAUUCUUAAAAACCCAGAAGAAGUUGAGACUAAAGAUAAGAAAGAAGAAGAUGGAAAAGCAGAAACAGUUACAGAAGAAGUUACUGAAGCAGUAACAGAAAAGCCCAUAGAAACACCAGAGUAUGAACCUCCAGUGAUUGUGGAUGAAAAACAAGCUCUUAAGGAACAAGAAGAACUUGAAGAAUCUCAAAAAGACAAAUAA
Molecule: messenger RNA, 522 nt
Organism: Magnusiomyces paraingens
Lineage: Eukaryota; Fungi; Ascomycota; Dipodascomycetes; Dipodascales; Dipodascaceae
Exons: 1
Coding region: 1-522 (173 amino acids)
Cellular component (GO): membrane
Source: RefSeq, a predicted model, not a curated record